Molecule: messenger RNA, 1320 nt
Organism: Fukomys damarensis (Damara mole-rat)
Lineage: Eukaryota; Metazoa; Chordata; Mammalia; Rodentia; Bathyergidae
Gene: Phyhd1
Product: phytanoyl-CoA dioxygenase domain containing 1
Exons: 11
Coding region: 274-1056 (260 amino acids)
Source: RefSeq, a predicted model, not a curated record
ACCAGGAAGGAGACACAGGGCUGAUCCUGGAUUAGCAGAGGACACCAGGGCAGAGGUCUGGCCCUCAUCCAGGGGCCCAGAGAGGGCUGGGGCCCCUGGAGGUGGUGCUGAGGACCCCCCAGGUCGGGAAGGUUUAAGUGCUCCUGGGACUUCCCGUCCAGGCUCCUCCCCUCCCCAACUUUCUCUUCCGCUGCUGCUGCUGCUGCUGCUGCUGCUGCUGCUGCUGCUGCUGCUGCUGCUGCACCCUAACCCCGAAGGCCCGGCCACAACCCCAUGGCUGGUCUAAGUUCCUCAUUGCUCCAGAAGUUCCAGGAGGACGGGUUCCUGGUGCUGGAGGAGUUCCUGUCUCAGGAAGAGUGCGUGGCUCUGCAGCAGAGGACCGCGGCGCUCGUGGCCGAGAUGGACAUCCCCGAACACUGCCGCACGGUGUUCUCCACCCACAAGGAGGAGCAGCUCCGUGCCCAGUGUGUCUCCGACUACUUCCUGAACAGUGGUGACAAGAUCCGCUUCUUCUUUGAGAAAGAUGCUUUUGAUGAGAAAGGACAGUUUGUGGUUCCUCCUGAGAAAUCCAUCAACAAAAUCGGUCACGCUCUGCAUGCCCACGACCCUGUCUUCAGGAGCAUCACGCACUCCCCCAAGGUGCAGGCCCUGGCCAGAAGUCUGGGCCUGCAGAAGCCUGUGGUGGUGCAGAGCAUGUACAUCUUCAAGCAACCUCGAAUCGGUGGUGAAGUCAACCCGCACCAGGAUGCCACCUUCCUGUACACCGAGCCGCUGGGCCGUGGCGUGCCGCGGAGGUUCAUCCGGGCCCCGGAGGGCACCAGCUACCUGGGCUCGGAGCCUGAGCGGGAUGACAGCCUCUUUGUGCCGGUGCCGGUACGGAGAGGCGGCCUGGUCCUGAUCCACGGGCAAGUGGUGCACAAGAGCGCGCAGAACCUCUCGGACCGCUCGCGCCACGCCUACACGUUCCACCUCAUGGAGGCCGAGGGCACGGUGUGGAGCCCGCAGAACUGGCUCCAGCCCACGGUGGAGCUGCCCUUCCCCCCACUGUACACCUAAGGCCUGUGCAGGGCGGGGCUGUGGCCUCCCAGACCCCAGGGCCUCCUGCACCUGCCGGCUUCAGCGACUGGAGUCGCUCUGUCCUGAGCCUCCCUGUGGCCCUCAGCCCUGCUGACAGGAGCCCAGCGGGCUCCCCAGAUCUCAGUCCCUCGCACCCUAUGCCUCAGCACAGCCUCCCCUCGAGGGGUAUGAGGCCCAGUCUCACUCCUCACAUGCAGCUCUGAUGGUGGCGUUGUAAGACAAUAAAAGCGAUUUCUGAAGGCA